CCUUGGCAGAUUUGCUCAGAUCCUGCAGUGAGUGCUGGUUUUCUUCCCGGGAAGGAGCAGGUUCUUGAACAUGGGGAUUGCUACACCUCUGUUGGGGCCCUUAUUUCUGUCUAAAAGAAUCUACUUGGUGACCGUCUUGGCUUUUCUUAUAUUGGUUCAUACCUGUAGAAUGGGUACAGCUCUUGAUUCUAAGCCAAAUAUCAUUCUGAUGUUGGCUGAUGAUCUUGGAAUUGGAGAUAUAGGCUGUUAUGGUAACACUACUAUCAAGACCCCUAACAUUGACCAACUAGCUAAGGAAGGAGUGAAACUUACUCAGCAUAUUGCAGCAGCCUCACUUUGUACCCCAAGUAGAGCGGCUUUACUGACUGGCAGAUACCCCAUCAGAUCAGGCAUGGCUUCAAGAAAUGCCUAUCGAGUUUUGAUGUGGAAUGCUGGCUCAGGAGGACUUCCAGUCAAUGAGACAACUUUUGCCAAGAUGCUACAACAGCAAGGCUAUGCCACAGGCCUUAUAGGGAAAUGGCAUCAAGGUGUAAACUGUGAUAGUAUCAAUGAUUAUUGCCACCAUCCUUUGAAUCAUGGCUUUGAUUAUUUUUAUGGCAUGCCUUUCACACUUUUCAACAAUUGCCAAGAUAACAAACCUCCAGAACUGGAUAGAGACUUUCAAGCUAAACUAUGGUUCUAUACACAAGUCAUUACUUUUGCAGUACUCACAUUUCUUAUUGGAAAAAUUACUGGGUUGGUGUCCAUUCCUUGGAAAGUGGUUCUCUUCCUUGCUUUGUUUAAUUUCCUAUUUUUUGCUUCAUGGUACUCCUGUUAUGGCUUUGUGAAAUACUGGAACUGUAUCUUGAUGCGCAACUAUAACAUCACUGAACAACCUAUGAAAUUGGAAAGAACAACUUUUGUUUUACUAAAUGAAGCACUUUCUUUUAUUCAAAGCAAGAAACACAAGCCAUUUCUCCUGUUCGUUUCAUUUCUGCAUGUCCAUACACCUCUGUUUACAACUGAAAAAUUUGUUGGAACGAGCAAACAUGGUACAUAUGGAGACUAUGUAGAAGAACUGGACUGGUUAGUAGGUCAGAUUCUUAAUGCUAUUGACAAGGAAGGCUUGCGAAAUAGCACCUUUGUCUACUUUGCUUCAGACCAUGGAGGACACCUGGAAGGUCAAGAAGGAACAAUACAGGUUGGGGGUUGGAAUGGCAUCUACAAAGGGGGCAAAGGCAUGGGAGGCUGGGAAGGAGGUAUCCGUGUUCCAGGCAUAGUUCGAUGGCCAGGAAUGUUGCCAGCAAAUAUUGUUCUUGAUGAGCCAACAAGCCUCAUGGAUAUUUUUCCUACAGUGAUUCAUUUGGCUGGAAAAGAUGUGCCCCAGGACAGAAUAAUUGAUGGAAGAAAUCUUCUACCUUUAUUGCAACAAAAAGUCAAACACUCGGAACAUGAAUUCCUGUUUCAUUACUGUGGAAGUUAUUUACAUGCAGUGCGGUGGCAUCAAAAAGACAGUGGUGCUUUAUGGAAGGCUCAUUAUGUGACACCAAUAUUUUCCACUGAAGAUGCAGGGGGUUGUUAUGGAAAAGGAAUCUGUCCAUGUUCUGGAGAAGGUAUCAUCCAUCAUGUUCCUCCAUUGCUGUUUGAUCUCUCAAGAGAUCCAUCAGAGGCCAAGCCUUUAUCAGAGACCACUGAACCACUCUUUCAGGAAAUUCUUAAAAAAAUAGAUGAGGCUGUGGAGAAGCAUCACAGAACGCUUACUCCUGUCCCACAACAGCUCUCUUACUACAAUAUCAUUUGGAAACCAUGGCUCCAGCCAUGCUGUGGGAUAUUUCCAUUUUGUUGGUGCAACAAGGAAGCAAAUUAUUUGAGGAAAAAAAGACUAGCAAUGAUAAGCCUUUCGUUUUAGAAGCUGAACUGAACUUGAAUUCAGAUGGGCAGAAGUGAAUGAGGUGAACUGGGUAGCUCUGCUUGAACCAGUAGAAGCAAGAAAACAUUUUUAGACAAAAUAUGGAAAGAAUUCUAAAUAACUGCAUAUUGGUUGCUUUACAAAUGAGUACUGUGUUUCCCUGAAAAUUCAAGCAUUCCCACCAUGGACUUUGAACACUGCUAUUCAAGGCCUCCGGUCAAUUUUUAACAAUGAUGUUAAACCCUGAGAUGUGCUGUUAUUUGUAUAUCUUCUUUGCUCUCUAGUGAAGAAUGUCUAGCCAACUGAGCCACAGGGUUGUCAGGUAAGAAACAUGAUUUUAACAUGGUUCUGGGGUAGUUCAUUGUGAUUGUAUCAAAUGUGUUGCAGCAUUGUGAACUAGGCUGGCACUUUUUCUACAUGUGUCAUGGCUUGCUCAAGGUGGCAUGAGUCUCCAACCCUGCUUUCUCAACAUGAGACUGUGUGAACAGUGCUUAUGCUGGGUAGUUUUUAAAAUAGAACAGUUUCAAUCUCAGAAGAUCUCAACACAAUAAGGUCUAAACACAUUGAGAUUGUUGACUGAAAAGGUACUUGUAAUUUCUCUAACAUGGGACCUACAUCUACAUACCAACCUAUCAUCCCCUCCUUUUCCUUUUGUUCUUCACUGGACCCCAAUUUAAGUUCUCCAUCAGUGUAGCCACUCUGAACAUCUGAUUAAAUGACCUGCAGACCACAAAGGCCUUUGAAUAAAACAUGUCAGG
Molecule: messenger RNA, 2646 nt
Organism: Notechis scutatus (mainland tiger snake)
Lineage: Eukaryota; Metazoa; Chordata; Lepidosauria; Squamata; Elapidae
Source: RefSeq, a predicted model, not a curated record